AUGCCUCAAAUCAUUGGCAAGGAAGUCGGUCCCGUGGGGUUCGGUCUCAUGGGCUUUACCUGGCGGCCCGAGCCCCCCCCGCUGGAGCAAGCUUUAGAUGCCCUAAAGGCCGCCGUGGACUCCGGCUGCACGCUCUGGAACGGGGCCGAGUUUUACGGAACUCAGCAGUAUAAUACCAUGACAUUGCUCAACAAGUAUUUUACCAAAUACCCCGGGGACGCCGACAAGGUUACCCUCAUCAUCAAGGGUGGCAUGGACCUGGCUACCCACGCACCCGAUGGCUCUCCGGAAGGAGUGCGGCGCUCGCUCGACAAUAUCCUAAAGCAACUGGAUGGGAAGAAGAAGCUCGACCUGUUCAGCUACUCGAGGAGGGAUCACAAGGUUCCUUUGGAUGUAACGUAUGGCACAAUUCAGAAGGAUGUGGAGACUAUCCACGAGGCCACCAAACAUGCCAAGAUUUGGGCCGCCGAGGUUGAACUCAGUAUGUUCUCCCCAGACAUUCUCCGAAACGGGGUCGUGGCGGCGUGCACCGAGCACGGCAUUCCCAUCACCGCAUAUGCGCCAAUUGGGCGAGGCAUGUUGACUGGGAGGUUCAAGAACGUCGAGCAAAUCAAGGAUCGCGGAGUCAUGGCGUCAUUCCCGAGAUUCCAGCCAGAUGCGUUCAAUCACAACCUCAGGUUGGUCAACCAGGUUGAGACUCUAGCUAAAGAAAAGAAGUGUUCUCCCGCCCAGCUGGCGAUUGCUUGGGUCAGAUAUCAGGGUAACCGGGCUGGUAAGCCGACCAUUGUUCCCAUCCCCGGAGCCACUGCAGUUUCUCGAGUCGAGGAGAAUGGCCAAGCCGUCAUGCUGGAAGAGAUUGAGGUGGCAAAAAUCGACAAGAUCGUCGACAGCUUCGAGACUGCAGGCCAGCGCUAUCCUUCGUCUUUGCCCAUGGAGCAGUAA
This is a messenger RNA of Hirsutella rhossiliensis, 942 nucleotides long. RefSeq names its product aldo/keto reductase family domain-containing protein. The record is from RefSeq and is a predicted model, not a curated record. Gene Ontology annotation, cellular component: cytoplasm. Bases 1 to 942 code for a protein of 313 amino acids. NCBI's taxonomy places the organism in Eukaryota, Fungi, Ascomycota, Sordariomycetes, Hypocreales, Ophiocordycipitaceae. The transcript has 4 exons.